Molecule: messenger RNA, 2105 nt
Organism: Camellia sinensis
Lineage: Eukaryota; Viridiplantae; Streptophyta; Magnoliopsida; Ericales; Theaceae
Source: RefSeq, a predicted model, not a curated record
UAAAAAAGAGUCAAUUUCUAUUAUAGGAACCAUUCCAUACAUAGACAGAGAGAAAGAAAGUUAUAUAUAAGAUUUUCAGGUGGAGAGAUGCCAAAUUUUUGGCAAAUAUUCACUUAUGGUCAGAAAAGAACAAAAAAUUUGCAUUGCAACAACCCAAAUGAGUGCUAACCACUAUUGAAACUUUGAGGUUGAUUUCUUUUCUCUUCCUUCCAAUUUUCUCCUAUUGAUGACAACUGUUGAUGUUGAAUUAUUUAAUACUAAUUUUAAUUAGUCAACUCAAUAGAGGCCUCAAAAGGUUGUUGAUUGAUGAUCUUGGGCUAGAAGGGUAGUAUUUGGAGGGAAAAAAAAAUCUGGUUUGGUUAUGGGAGAUAGAAUAUGCAGCCUGUUUCUGCGUAAGUUGAUUGAGCAGCCAAUGAAGACCGGGGCUCCGGUGAGAGUUUCCUUGAUCUUCUUCCUUGUUCUCUUGAUUGGUGCCUUUGUUUGCCUCCAUUGGAUUGAUGUUGUGCCUUCCCCUAAUACAGGCAUUUCAUUACAAAAGAUGUUUCUACCCUCCAUAACCUCCAUCACAUCUCCGAUUGGAAUCAACUGUUCCAUCACAUGCCCGGAAAAUUCUCCAGUUACCGUCAAAGAUGACGAAUCAUUAUCAUCCAAGGCAUGUCCAGAGUACUUUCAGUGGAUCCAACAAGACCUAAAUCCAUGGAAGGAAAAAGGAAUCACCAAACAAAUGGUGGAAAGCGUUGAAAGCAAAGCACAUAUGAGAAUAGUGGUAGUGAAUGGAAGAGUUUAUGUGAAGAAGUUGAGGUGGGUGUACCAAACAAGAGAUGUGUACACUGUGUGGGGCAUAUUGCAACUGUUGAGAUUGUAUCCUGGUAAGUUACCAGACUUGGAUUUCAUGUUUGAGUGUGGAGACAAACCGGUGAUCCUAAAAAGUGACUAUGGUGGAUCAAAAGCCAAGAAAGUGCCCCCAAUGCUUCAUUACUGUGGAAGUAAUUCAACUUUGGACAUUGUUUUUCCUGAUUGGUCCUUUUGGGGUUGGCCAGAGUUGAAGAUAAAGCCAUGGAAAACCUUUAAGAAGGAUCUAGAAGAAGGCAACCAGAGAGUGAAGUGGAUUGACAGGAUACCCUAUGCUUAUUGGAAAGGGAACUCAAGAGUUAGUUCAGUUAGAAAAGGGCUUCACAAAUGCAAUGUCACUCACAAACAGGAUUGGGGUGCACUGAUUUAUGAGCUGGAUUGGAAAUUUACACGUGAAGAGAAAUUUAAGAAUACGGAUUUAGCAAACCAAUGCACUCAUAGAUACAAGAUUUAUGUUGAGGGAGCUGCAUGGUCUGUAAGUGAAAAAUAUAUUCUAGCAUGUGAUUCUAUGAGUUUACUAGUAACACCCCAUUACUAUGAUUUCUUCACAAGAAGUUUAUUACCCUCAAUCCACUACUGGCCAAUCAACGAGAAUGACAUGUGCAAAUCUAUCAAGUUUGCAGUUGACUGGGGAAACAAACACCCACAAAAGGCUCAGGAGAUUGGAAAGGCAGGGAGCAAGUUCGUUCAAGAGGAGCUAAACAUGAAGAAUGUAUAUGACUACAUGUUUCAUUUGCUAUAUGAAUAUGGAAAACUGCUAAAAUACAAACCGACUGUACCUGAUGGAUCAAUCGAAGUGUGCUCGGAAACAAUGGCGUGUUCUGGAAAAGGGUUGAGGAAGAAGUUCAAGAUUAACUCCAUGGUGAAGGGUCCAGCGGAUACGAGCCCAUGCACCAUGCCUCCACCCUAUGAUCCCACUACUCUUCAAUCUUUUCUUCAAAGGAAAGAAAACCUAACAAAGCAAGUGGAGAGGUGGAGGAAAAGUGAGAAAAUGUAAUUAGAAGAGAGAAAUUUGGAAGAUGUGAAGAAGUAGCUAGGUUACAAUAAUUUCUUAUAUAGCUUUUAAUAUUUAUAAUUUAACUUCCUAAGACAAAGGAUGUUAAAUUGUCUUGUCCUUUUACAUUUUUCAAAUGCCUUUGUCAAAUUUUGCCAAAACUAUCAUUUUAUAUGUUUCUAAGGGUAGGUACUGGCUCAGUGACAUCUCAGUCCAUUUAGCGUAGCCCAUAUAGAAUAUUAAUCAACAAAUAAUCGAA